AUGAGGCGACUGGCCCUAGAACUUGAACAAGCACGAGACCUCGGAUGUACAAUCUAUGCCGAUGACAUUACGCUCUGGGCACACCGGGGUUCCUAUGGAGAGAAACAAGACCUACUACAGGAGGCCAUAGACAAAGUGGUAAACUUCACCAAACACGUGGGUAUGACGUGCGCACCCGGAAAGUCUGAGUUCAUGAAAGUACGCAUCAAGCGUCGUAAGAAAGUUGCCAUCCCAAGGAUUGACUUAUAUCUGGAUGGCCACGCCAUUCGCGAAGUCACCCACAUGAGAGUGCUGGGCUUACUUAUACAAGAUAACGGCAACGUCGAUGCCACAAUUCGGAGUUUAAAACCAACCGUUCGGAACGUGGCACGCAUGAUCUGUCGAGUGGGACGCAGCCGCAACGGUAUCGCGGAGGACGAAACUAUCAGGCUGGUGCAAUCGUUUGUGAUUAACCGCAUCAUCUACGGCCUCCCUUUCCGAAACCUCAACAAAACUGAAAUGAGGCAAGUGGACACCCUUAUCAGAACGGCAUACAAAUCUGCUCUGGGUCUCCCGAACACAGUCAGCACGGAUCGUCUGGAGCGCUUGGGUAUAUACAACAAAUAUGAAGAACAUGCCGCCGCAGUUCUGAUAUCACAAAGAGAAAGGCUGAGCUCUCAGCCGCAGGGCCGGUCUAUCCUCCGACGGCUGGGAUACGAACCUCGACCCCUGUUCUGCGGCGACCCUCAGACUUGUUGUCUCGAAAUUUGA
This is a messenger RNA of Dermacentor silvarum, 750 nucleotides long. RefSeq lists its product as uncharacterized. NCBI's taxonomy places the organism in Eukaryota, Metazoa, Arthropoda, Arachnida, Ixodida, Ixodidae. The record is from RefSeq and is a predicted model, not a curated record. The coding region runs from base 1 to 750 and encodes 249 amino acids. The transcript has a single exon.